UAUCCUUUUUUCUUCUAUUUUACAAUAACUAUUAUGUUAAAGCUUUUUAUACAAUAUAGCACUCUGGAAACCUCGACAUUUUCUCAAUGAAUUGUUUUGUUCACCCGAUGUGUUCAUUGUUCUUCAAAUAAAUUCUAAUCAUUUCGUCCCGAUCGGGUCUUUAUCGAAUUGAUACAUCAAGAAGUUUAAUUACGAUUCAAGUUUUAUAAGCUGUCCUCAAAGAUUUGCUUCGUGCAAAUAAAUCGCGUACAUAAUUUGAAAAAUAUAAUUCUAAAUCCAUAGAGUUCGUUGACAUAAUUAACGUAAUUGAUGUAAUAAGAAAAAAAAAUACAUAUUUUCUAUUUAUAAAGCGAAUGGCAAUUUGUAUGAUAGAAAAAAAAUUCUAGGGGUAAUAACUUGAUAAAUUGCACUUUCUACACGGAAGAUAGGUGCACGCGCGGUUAACUUCCCCGAUUGCUCGCUUACCCUAUUAGCGUUGCAUUCAUUCAUUGCACUCGUAGCAUAGAGUUUACAAACGUUGCAAUCCAGCAUAUCAGAAAGUUUACUAAUUGUAAUGAGAAUUCGUGAUAUGAAUUUAAAGUCAAAAAUACAUAUGUAAUUAAAAGUGUAUAAAUAGCACCGACCCAAAGCGACGCGACGAUCAUCCGGUGACUUUCACGGACUGAACACGUAAGGAGUUAAUUUAUGAUAAAAUCGACUGAUUGGAAGGAAAAAAGGUGACAGAAUCAUUACAUGACAAUGGUGAAAUAUUUAUCGAUCCAUGUCAGUCGGUCGUACAAAAUCGAAGAACAAAGAUGGGCGCGCAACUUGGUCGAUUGCAUAAUCGGAGAAAGUGGUUGCGAAACGAGUCAGUCACUCUACGUACGGGUAAUGCCGGUCCCGGUGUUUGUGGCCGGUUGAACAUUAUAUCAUAAACCGAGGGAAACGUUAUGUCACGAAAUCGUGGAUGGUUCAACGGUGGGUAAAGAAUUUCUCACGAAGUUACAAAACUUCGUUGAAACGAUCGUAAGUUACGCGCGUGAAACUUUAAAUAUUUCGAUCGGUAUCUCUGAGCAUCGCGAUAUAGCAGGCAUUCACGGCUUGACUUUGAACGUUGCCGGGAAACUAUGUCAGGGGUUCGUUAAAGAAAGUGCAGCCGGAGAUCGAGAAGCCAGGGGAACGAAUUCGACCUCGUUUCUUCGGUACAAAUCGGGACGAGCGAGCGAAUUACACUCUUUGGAUUUUCAAAAUUUGAAGUUACCUUCAAGUUGUCGUUUGUUCAUUCGAAAGUAAUCGAUCGAACAGCAAAAUGGGAGCGAUCGAAUGGGUAACCCCGGAAGACAAUUACGAGUGUUCCCUUUCGGAAGAGACGCAGAAACUUGCCAAGGAGGAACUCAGAGAGGAUAAAAAUACGAGAGACCAAGCCCUCGAACAAGUACGCAACUGGAUAAAAUUGAAUCCACGUAUUCAAAACUGUCGAUUGGACGCACAAUUUUUACUAAGAUUCUUGAGAUGUAAAAAGUUUAACGUACCGAUGGCCGAAGAGGCGAUCGAGAGAUAUUUAUUGCUUCGUCAAGUAUAUCAUCCAGCUUUCAACAAUUUAGACAUGUUGGAAACAACGAUAGAAGAGUUGGUGUCUCUGGGGUAUUUGUUUGCCGUACCUGGCCGCGACAAGAAAGGCCGUCGUGUUGUAGUUGCCAGACCAGGUGUUUUCGAUCCUCAUAAAUACACGAACGCCGACAUGUGCAGAAUGCAUGCGAUCACUUACGAAACUUUAAUGGAGGACGAGGAAAAUCAAAUACGGGGUUUCGUUCAUUUCGCCGAUGGAGCUGGUGUGAGUUUUCCGCAUCUGACGCUUUUCACGCCAAAGGAAGCUGUUCGCAUCGUGAAAAACGGCGAGCGCACCAUACCGAUGCGUCACAAGGAGGUUCACGCCAUUAAUGCGCAUCCUUCCUUGAAAUUUGCUCUCGAUUUCGGCAUGUCGUUGAUUUCGGAGAAAAUCAAAAAGCGUGUCAAAAUUUACACCAGCCUGGAAGAUGCGAUCAAUCGAAAAAUGGACACGAGCAUGUUGCCAAAAGAGUACGGCGGUACAAUGCCGAUGAAGGAAAUGAUCGCGCUAUGGAGAAAGGAGUUGCUAGAAAUGAGACCGACGUUGUUGAGUCACGAUAAGAUGAGAGUAUGUUUGGAUUUGUACUCGGACAAGGCUCGAGAAGGUGCCGUGUCCGCUCUGAAACAAGGUUUUAGCUGUUCCGAAAUCGGAACCAGCGAUUCCACCAUGUACGGUAUCAACGGUUCCUUCAGAAAACUCGAAGUCGAUUGAACAAUAUUGGAAACUGAUAUGAUGGCAUUUUUCGCGAUGAAAAAAUGGCUAAACUUCGAUCUCGGUCGGCGCAAAUCGUUUUUGAGCUCGAUCAAUUCUUGAUAUAAAUAUUUAAAUUACAUUUAGAAACGUAAGGCGCGGUGUUUAGAAAUAGUGUCACGAAAUUUUAGUUACGUUUUGUAGUCUUAUCGUUAAAUGCCGUAAACGUAGAGGUGGAUGAAAAAAUCGAAGGGAUUUGAAUUGGACUUGAAACGAUAGGGUUGCGUUUUGAUAGUUCGUAAAUUACAUGUAAUUCUAUAUUUUUCGCUUGUAAAUAAGACUGUGUCAAUGGAAAUAAAUGUAUACCUUUUUUUUUUUUUACAUCUAUCUUCGCCUCUUGUUCUUUUCGCCAGCUAAUCGUAUAACAAGUUUAGGAAGCGAGCCAAGUGCCGAUAAUUUUCCGCACGUUUGCUCUAGCGUUAACAAGAUCCUUAACGUCCGUGUCUAGGUCGCUGUAUAGAU
Molecule: messenger RNA, 2800 nt
Organism: Osmia bicornis bicornis
Lineage: Eukaryota; Metazoa; Arthropoda; Insecta; Hymenoptera; Megachilidae
Product: alpha-tocopherol transfer protein-like
Exons: 7
Coding region: 1289-2299 (336 amino acids)
Cellular component (GO): membrane
Molecular function (GO): phosphatidylinositol bisphosphate binding
Source: RefSeq, a predicted model, not a curated record